AUGACUCUUGACUAUUCUAGGUGUGUUCGUUGUCUUAAAUGUGGUUCAACAAAUCCAGGUCCGGCUGGUUCAUGUUGUUUAUGGGAAAAUAAUUAUACAGAAUGUGCACCAUGUCAUUCACUUGUUAUUUGUCCUGUUUGUACGAAAUCUUAUCGAACUGAUGAACUUAUUGUUCAAUGUACAUUAUGUGAUCGUUGGUUACAUGGUUCAUGUGAACAUAUUCUAUCAGAAGAUUCAACAUUAUCAACAACAGGUGAUUUUAUUUGUUCAUUAUGUCGACCAACAGCAAUAUUAACAUCAACAAAUGAAAUACUUCCAUCAUCAUCAUCAUCAUUAUCACCAAAAUCUUCAUCACCAUCAGAUCAAGCACCAUUAUUAGUUGUUACAACAAAUUCAACAACAACAACAACAACAACACCAACAACAGCAACAACAAUACCAUUACAACCACAAUUACCAACACCAAAAGCAACUAAAUUAGAUGAAGGAGUUUAUUUAACUGAUACUGGUUUAGCACAAUUAAAAUCAAUACGUGUUAAACCAUUACCAAAAAAAGCAGCAACAGCAGCUGGAACAUCAUUAACAACAAAUACAAAAUCUAAACGUGGUGGUUUAGCAAAUUAUAUUAUGGGUGGUGUUAAACGAAAUAAUUCAAAUUCAAUACAAGAUGAUGAUAUAAUAGGUAAUAGUACAACCAGUGGUGGUGGUGGUGGUGGUGGUGGAAGUGGCACAAGUGAUGAUGAAGGAACAAAAAAAACAACUGCUACAGUACCAAUUGCAAGAGCAGCUAAAGGUUAUACUGGUAUUGGUGGUUUUCAUGUUAAAGUUCGUGGACAACGUCGUCGACAAGAUCCUACAGAUCUUAUUCAAGAUGAUAAUAUUCAUGAUGAAACAUUAUCAACAAAUAAACGUAAACGUGAUCGUCGACCAUUAAAAAAGAAAAGUGUUCUUGAAGAAUAUAUGCCACCGGAAAUGCAAGAAGCUUUUUUUGGUAGUGAUCUUGCAGAAAAAAGUCGUCUUAUGGCACAAAAUCAUAUACCUAUUAUACCAUUACAAUUAAAUGAACAAACAACAAUAAAUAAUAAUAAUAAUGAAUAUACAAUUAAAUUAGAUCAUGAUACAGUUAAUAGAUUUUUAAUAAAGAAAGCAACAAAAUUAGCUUUAGCUGUUAAAGAAGAACAACGACAACAACCACCACCAAUUGUACCUGUACCAACUCCAUCAAGUUCUCUUCAAUUACCAACUAUAACAGGAACUGAUGAGGAAAAUGAUAUGCAAGCUAUUUUAGAUAAUGAAGAAUUUUGUAAUUUUGUUGAAUAUAUGAUGAAUAGUUCAAAAACAACACAAGAUCCAAUGUUACCAAUUUGUGGUCCAACUGAUAUUGAAGAUUUUCUUGAAUUUAUUGAACAUCCUGAAACACAUAAUGAUUUACAAGCUGUCGAUCUUCUUAAUAAUUCAAAUCCAACGAAUCAAAAUUCUUCUAUAACAAAUCCAAAUAAUUCUAUUCAAGUUAUACAAUCUCAUCAAACAACAUUGAUAACAUCAACAUCAACAUCAACAUUAACAUCAUCAUCUCAUCAUCCAAUAAAUUCUCAAGUACCAUUAGCAACACCUACAUCAAAUCUUGUUGUUAUGGCAACUAAUGUUAAUGAUAAUUCAAAACAAAUUAUUAAUAAUUUAGCAAGAGAAAUGAUGGAAUCAACUGGUUUACAUACAACAACAACACCUUCAAUUUUAACACAAACAAAUAUUCAAAAUACGGGUCUUAUUGUUAAACAAGAAUAUCAUGAUCAUACACAUCAACAAAGUCCAUUAAUGAUUUCUCAACAACAACAAAAUUGGUCUCAACAACAAACAAUGUUACGUAUGCCAUUAAUACCAACAAAUUCAACAACAACAACACCAGCUAGUACAACACCAACACAAGAUCGUUCAGGAUCAAUAACUGGUGAACAUACUAGUUUAAUGGAACGAACACGUGAAGAUGAAUUAUUAGGAACAAAUGCAACAAUGUCAAAUGUUCUUUAUUGUAAUGUUAAUCAUCCAGAAUUAAAACAACAAUUUCCUGAUUUCAAUGAACGAUUUAAACAAAUGAAAAAAAUUUGGCGUAAAGUUCCAACAGAUGCUAAACAAAAUUAUACACAACAAGCACGUCUUAAUCGAACAAAACGACGUGCAUUAAAAAGUACAAUAAGUCAAACAUCAACAAUAUCAAAAAAUACAAAAAGAAAAAAUUCAUUAAAACAACAAUCAAGUGAACCUGAAGAUAAUAAUAAUAAUGAUAUUGGAGCUGGUAGUGAAAGUCGUUCAUCAACACCAUCAUCAUCAACAACAACAACAAAUGAACCACCACCACCACCACCACCACCGCUACCACCACCAACAACAACAACAACUGUUGUUGUUCAUCCAAAUGAACAUCAAGAACAUCAUAUUUAUCAACAAUCAAGACAAAUGUAUUCACCUGGAAGUAGUAAUUUAAUGGUUUCAACACCUAAUAAUCCUACUAAUUUUCAUCAUCAACCUUAUGUUACACAGCAACAACAAAUGCAAAGACCACAACAACAACAACAACAACAAGGAUAUAAUACACCAGUUUCUACAUCAACUAGUUAUCCACCACCACAACGAUUUAAUUUUCCACCUCAACAACAACAACAAUCUCAAAAUUCACCUUAUUUUGAAUAUACACCAUCAACACCACGUCCUAUAUUAACACAUCAAACAUCAACAUCAUCAACAGAAUCAACACCUAUUCUUCAUUCUAAUACAACAACAAAUACAAAUCCAAUACGUAAAUCAACUUCAUCAUCUGAUGGUACAACAUCAUAUCAUCAUGUUUCACCUAUGGAUGAAACAUCUCCAUAUCAUCAACAACAAUCACCAUAUACAACUAAUCAAAAUCAAAUUAAACAACAAUUAUUACCACGUGGUAUACCACCACCAAGACCACAACAAAUUAUGCCAAGAUUUUCUCAACAAGAUACAACAAAUUUUGUUCGUACACCAUCAUCAUCGACAACUGGAACACCUGGUGGUCAACCAACAAGAUUUAUAUUUGCAUCACCACCUAAUCAACAAACACAACAACAACAACAACAAACAACACAUUAUGUGCAAUAUACACAGCAAGGACAAGGAGGACAACAUACAGUUGUUGUACAACAAGGAACAAAUGAAACAUUUCAAAGAAUGCCUGAAAGUCCAGCUCAUCAACAUAUGCAACAACAUCAAUUAUCACCUCAAUUUAGUCCUCAUCAUCAUCCAAUGACACCAAAUCCUCAACAACAUUCAAUAACUAUGCAACAACAACAACAACAACAACAACAACAUCAUAUGUCACCUUAUUCAACUCAACAACAAUCAAUACAUCAUCAACAUUCACCAACAAUUGUUGGUCAACCUCCAUCACAAUUUUCUCCAUCAUCAGUUCAUCAUCAUCAAUUAACAUUAGCAACAAGUAGUGGUGGUCAUCAAUCACCACCAACUGAUCCUAAUAAACGACAAAUACAAAUGCAAAAACCACCACCACCACCACUACCACCACAACAACAACAACAGCAAUUACUUGUUAAACAUGAACCAAUGUCAUUUGAUGAACAACAAAUUAAAACUGAAGCACAUGAUGAUUCAUUAAAUGAAUCAAUUAAUACAAUUAAAACUCGUUCUGAUCCAUAUCAAUCUGUACCACCUCAUGUUCUCGAACAAAUCGAUGAAGUCAUAAACGAUGUUAUUUCCGGUGCCGGUAUGAUUCCUCAAGAAGUAGCUUCUAACACUCAUCCUUCAUCAACACCUAUUCAGAUAGUUCCAUUAACUCAACCUAAAAUUCAACCCCAACAUAUGAUUACAACUCAUCAUCCAUAUAUUCAACAACAACAACAACAACAACAAAUACAUGAAUGGUCGAAUUAUCAACAACAACCAACAUUAAAUAUAGCUGCUAUGCGUGGUCCACCAUCAUAUACACAUUAUCAUUCUCAACAACAACAACAUCAUCAUGAUCUUUUACCAGCAACAACGAAUGUUAUUAAUACAGCUGGUGUACAACAUCCUGAACAACAACAAAUAGUUGCUGAACGUAUAUCAUCUAUUUUAGCAUCAUCACCACAUGAACAACAACAAACAACAAUAUCACAAACACCUAUACAAAUAAAACGUGCCUGGCCAAUGAAUCAACAUCAACAAAGUGGUGAUAAUCAUUUUCUUGAUCUAUUUUCACAUUCAACAAUAAUGACAAUCGCCGUAAAUGGCGAUGCUGUAUCAACCACAGAUCCAUCAAUUUCCCUUGAAGAUUUACUCGAACGUGAUUUCAAAGAUAAACAACAACAACAACAGCAACAACAGCAAUCAUCAUCAACAACAAAUGAAUGGACAAUUGAACGUAAUACAAAAUCUUCAACAAAUUCUGCAGCACAACAAACACCAUUAACACUUGCACAUGCUGUUCAUCUUCUUCAACAAGCUAUAACACAUCCAUUAUAUCAACAAUCUCCACCACCAGAAUUGAGUGGUCUUGUUAGUGUUGGACGUGAUAAUGAUUUAACUAAAAUUGAUGCUAAUAUAAAUGAAGAACAAUUUGAACGUUAUGCACGUUGGUUAAAACAACGACGAGAAAUUAAUAGUUUAAGAAUAAAAGCUGAUGAAACAAAUUUAGCUGAUAUAAAAAAAAAGAGAAAUAUUUUACUUAAAAAACAAAAACAAUCUUUAUGUACACCUGAAGAAGAACAAGAAAUGCCACGUUUAAGUCAACAACAAACAGAAUAUUCACGUACAUUAACAGCUAUGCGUAAAGAACGAAAACAAUUUGAUGAAUUAGAACAAGCUUUUCUUGUUUAUAAACAAAGUCGAUUAAGUGUUUUAUAUCCACCUAAAUUAUCACCUGUAUCAACUGAACAACAUCCAGAAACGAUUGUUCGUAUGAUGUCAAUGACGAAUACUCCUCAAACAUCUAUUCAACCAAUACAACGAUUUCUUUCUGAACAUCCUGCAGCAACAAUGACAUUUACAUCAACAUCAAAUACGGAUGAACAAGAUGAUUUUACUGCUGAUGAUCAAACAUCAUUAUCACCAUCAAUUUCAACUGAUCUACAACAAAAACAAACAACAUUUAUACAACAAGAAAAUCAAUCAAUUAAUUCAACAUUAACAUCAUUACAUAGUCCAUCAUCUUCAUUUUUAAUACCAAUGCAACCAUUAAUAUCAUUAAAUAAUGAUCCAUCAAUUGAACAUCAUCAAAUGAUAAAUAGUCCAUCAAAUCAUGGAAAUGAAACAAUAAUAUCAUGUCGAACAUCACCAAAUAUUUCAAAUGAUGAUGAAUCUGUAGUUGGAACAUCAAUUAAAUUAAACAAUAUUGUUGAUGAGCUUGAGCAAUGA
Molecule: messenger RNA, 5373 nt
Organism: Rotaria sordida
Lineage: Eukaryota; Metazoa; Rotifera; Eurotatoria; Philodinida; Philodinidae
Source: the annotation of a GenBank genome assembly